This is a messenger RNA of Ictidomys tridecemlineatus (thirteen-lined ground squirrel), 3900 nucleotides long. It is a transcript of the gene Hcrtr2, whose product is annotated as hypocretin receptor 2. Gene Ontology annotation, cellular component: plasma membrane. Gene Ontology annotation, molecular function: orexin receptor activity. Lineage: Eukaryota; Metazoa; Chordata; Mammalia; Rodentia; Sciuridae. The record is from RefSeq and is a predicted model, not a curated record. Gene Ontology annotation, biological process: circadian sleep/wake cycle process; feeding behavior; G protein-coupled receptor signaling pathway.
GGAGGAGGCUGGAGGCUUCGGACUCAGUGCUGGAAUGAGGAGUAAUUGAGCUUGUGCUGAGCUGGAGGUAGCUUUCUCCUCCCGGUGUCAUUGCUGCAGCCUCCACUCCCGGGUCCCUAGUUCAUCAGCUGCCUCUCUUCCUGGUGUAAAAUCGCCUACAAAGACAGCAAAGCCGCCACUGAAGUUGCCCGGCGUAAGACUACGGAGGUAUUGGCUCAGUAACUUUUCACGUCAUUUUCUGCUCUGGAUCCCCUUCUCGCCUCUCCACGCAGCUUUUCCCACCGCAAAUCACCAGUGCUCAUGGGGCAGGCGAAGAGGAGCUUGCAGCACUGAGCUGAACCGGACUCGAGCCCGUGAUGUCCGGCACCAAAUUGGAGGACUCCCUCCCUCGUCGCAACUGGUCAUCUGCUUCGGAACUGAAUGAAACUCAAGAGCCGUUUUUAAAUCCCACCGACUAUGACGACGAGGAAUUCCUGCGGUACCUGUGGAGGGAAUACCUACACCCGAAAGAAUAUGAGUGGGUCCUGAUCGCCGGGUACAUCAUCGUGUUUGUGGUGGCUCUCAUUGGGAACGUCCUGGUUUGUGUGGCCGUGUGGAAGAACCACCACAUGAGGACAGUGACCAACUACUUCAUCGUCAACCUCUCUCUGGCUGACGUGCUGGUGACCAUCACCUGCCUUCCGGCCACACUGGUUGUCGAUAUCACAGAGACCUGGUUCUUCGGACAGUCCCUCUGUAAAGUGAUCCCUUACUUACAGACUGUGUCUGUGUCUGUGUCUGUCCUAACACUGAGCUGCAUUGCCUUGGAUCGAUGGUAUGCAAUCUGUCACCCUUUGAUGUUCAAGAGCACAGCCAAGCGGGCCCGGAAUAGCAUCGUCAUCAUCUGGAUUGUAUCCUGCAUCAUAAUGAUUCCUCAGGCCAUCGUCAUGGAGUGCAGUACCAUGCUCCCCGGCUUAGCUAAUAAAACCACUCUAUUUACAGUAUGUGAUGAGCGCUGGGGAGGAGAAAUUUACCCCAAGAUGUAUCACAUCUGUUUCUUUCUUGUGACAUACAUGGCACCCCUGUGUCUUAUGGUGUUGGCUUAUCUGCAAAUAUUCCGGAAACUCUGGUGCCGACAGAUUCCUGGAACAUCAUCUGUAGUUCAGAGAAAAUGGAAGCCCCUGCAUCCGGUUUCACAGCCCCGAGGACCAGGGCAGCCUACCAAGUCCCGGAUUAGUGCUGUGGCCGCUGAAAUCAAGCAGAUCCGAGCCAGAAGGAAAACAGCGAGGAUGUUGAUGGUGGUGCUUUUGGUGUUUGCAAUUUGUUAUCUGCCGAUUAGCAUCCUCAAUGUACUAAAGAGAGUAUUUGGAAUGUUUGCCCACACUGAAGACAGAGAGACUGUAUAUGCUUGGUUUACAUUUUCCCACUGGCUUGUAUAUGCCAAUAGUGCUGCAAACCCCAUUAUUUACAAUUUUCUCAGUGGAAAAUUUCGGGAGGAAUUUAAAGCUGCAUUUUCUUGCUGUUGCCUUGGAGCUCACCAUCGCCAGGAGGAUCGUCUCACCCGGGGAAGGACAAGCACAGAGAGCAGGAAGUCCCUGACCACCCAGAUCAGCAACUUUGAUAAUGUUUCAAAACUCUCAGAGCAAGUUGUGCUCACCAGCAUAAGCACACUCCCAGCAGCCAACGGGGCAGGACCACUGCAAAACUGUGAUUCUCAAAGUGUGGUUCCUGAAUCAGCAUCAGCAUCUCCGGGGAACUUACUAAACAUGCAAAACCCAAACCUACUGAACCAGAAACCUUGGGGUGGUACCCAGGAAUCUAUGUGUUAACAAGACCUACAGGUGAUUUUCAAGCACCUUAAGAUUUGAGAAACACUGCUAAAAAUGAUACCAUUGGCAUCAAUUUAUUAGCCCGUGUGAAAUAAAGUCUCUUACUGCACAGGUAUCUACAACAGGGACCACCGUCAUCACUACUAUCAACUUGGUUGGAGGUCUGAAAGAAGAGGCUGAGUGUCAAUGCUGAACCUCACAAGUGUCAUCUCACUCAAAGAGAUAAUGGCUUAUAAAAUAAGUGCCACUGUGUUAUAAGUGCAGUGUGAAAGAAGACCGGUGUCCAGGAACUCAUAUGCUUAUAGUAACCUGAAUGACUUGUGUUUUUAACUAAGACUUUCAAAUUCUCAGUUUUAUUUAUUAAAAAAUUAAGUUUGGGGAAAGCAGAUUAUUUUUUAAGAAUGAUCAUUACCUGGAAGGAAAAUCAUAAAAUAAAGCCAGUACUUAAACUCUGGGAAAGGAAAUAAUGGACCAUGUAUGUAUCUCUCAACAUGUGGACCCUGGAACUUCCUAAGAGAGCUGGACUUGUAUGGGUACCUUAAUAGGACAAAUGGUAAAGAUACAAGUGUUCAUAAGCCCUAUGAAUGUGAUGGAAUAAAGGGUCAACUACUUACCUCAUUAUGUGCUAAUGACACAAAUGAGAAGAUUUGUUAUGAAGAUUGUGUUCGGCCAUUUUAUGCUAUACAAUUGAAUAUGUAUCUCUGUUUUUUUCUGUUACAUUUUAAAAACAAUGUAGUAAGAUGUCAUUGUCACUGAAAUUUUAUUUUCAAUAGGGAUAAUAAUUUUACCUAAUAUAGACUAUGUUUGAGUUUUAUUAUUUCUGCAUUACUACAAAACCAUGCAAACCUAGAUAUUUGAGUCAUUCAUUCUUGACAAUAGAUUGUAGCCAGUUUGUGAGAAAAAUUACUUUCAAAUUUCACAAAACAUGAAGAAUUUCUGGAUAUUAAAUACCUGUCACAAAUUGUUGGUAAGUUUAUUGCCGUGUUCACCACAAUGAUAUCAAGUUUCACUCCCAGUGUACAUUGUUGUAAAGAUGAUCAAGAAAAUCCACAUAAAAUGUACUCUGUAUAUGCUUAAAUCUGAAACUUCAGAAUGGCAAAAACCCCAAAGUUGUUUGAUCCAAAUUACAAGGAGGGCUAUUAGUAUUUUGAUACUAGUGUAAUAAUACCAUGUUUUGCAUUUGGUGUAUAUCAUAAUAAUAGUCAAUUGCUUUUCAAAAAUAUAUGGCUAGUUAUUACAAUUUAGAAAGCUUUUUAUGAAAGUUAAUUUCACAACUGAUGGCUUUUCUACUUCCUACAAGUCACAAGUCACAACUCAAACAAAAAAUAAUAAUAAUUCCAGUAGCUUAUGUUCAAAUGGUUCUCAAGUUGCAUGAAGCAAAAUAAUAGUAUUUUUUAGAGUCAUUAUAUAAACAGGAGAAAUAUUGCUAAUCUGUCAAUUUUAUUACUUUAUUUACCACAGAAAAUGAAGUACAAAGGCAUGAAAAACACUUACUCAAAGUUCAAAGGGACUUGUCUUCUAGAUAACCACUGCUACUAACAGGGGGCAAAAGAUGCCCCCUGAUUUGCCACGUAUUCCUAUUCUUUAAAUUUUCUUUAUAACUUUUGAAGUUUGAAGGUCUUUUAAGUUUUCCAUGAAAUGUGUUUUUCUAGUUAUGGUGUUCCAAGUGUGUAACAUCAUGUCAAUUGUUCAACAAUUAUACUUUUAAAAGUUAUUUAUGCCUGAGUGUACUAUCUUCAUAGGAAAUUUCUUGUCAAACCCAAGGUGAUUACACAUCCACUGCUGUGAAGAGUACUCAUGAUGCAGUUUUUAAGUAAAAAAAAUCAUAUUGAGAAUUCUAUAAUCACAUCAUACUGCCCUCUCUAUUGUAAGAAAAAUUUUGUUGUUGUUGAUUAGAUAAAUUGAAUAUUCACUCAUAAUUAGUGUCAAAUCUUUGCAGUUAAGGAUCAGAUUAAGCCCUCUGGUGCAGUACUUAAUGACCAAAAUAUUUUUCCCAAUAAGUUUAUAUAACCAGGGAUAAUCAUGUUAUAAAAGAUCUUUAAUAUUGUUUCUAAGAGCCGUAUUACAAUAAAGGUUAAGAUUAAUACAGAAA